CUUUCGCAGCGUGCGCCUCGUAACGGGACUUCAGCCGAGAUCCUUGCUCCGUUCCAAGCCAACUGCCGAUAGCGAACAUAGACCGCAUUCGAUCCGAGAUGUCGGAGCUGAAGCCACGAGCCAGUCCCGCGCCCAUGCUACUCCUCCUGCUGGCCAUCGUCCUGCCCCAGCAGGUGCCCCUCGUCGCCGGAGGGUCCUGCCGCGAGGCGCAGCUCUGCUGCACCGGCCGCGACUCGUCCUGCGUCGUCCAGAAGGCCCCGAUCAACGCCAUCAUCGAGGACCUCAGCGACAAGCCCUGCUACUGCGACCACGCCUGCCUCAAGCUCGGCGACUGCUGCGACGACUUCAAGGACCACUGCGGAGUGCUGGACUGCCAGGUGGGCGACUUUGGGGCCUGGAGUGAGUGCGACAAGAGCUGCGGCACUGGGAUGAUGACCCGAACCCGGCAGAUCCUGCAGGCGGCCCAAAACGGAGGCAAGCACUGCCCCACUUUGCAGCAGAAGCGCAGCUGCCAAGGAUACCGCUGCCACGGACAUCACGAUAAGAAGAUACUGCGAGAAAUGGCCCUGCUCCUGCCAGCUGCACUUUCGCACAACCACCACGUCAACGACAGUAGCGACAUCCGGCGCAAUCUGCGCACGCGCUACCGCGACUCCUACAAGCACAACCAUGAUCAAGAAUACUGUGUGGAAUUCGAAGUAAUCAAAGCUUCCAAGGCCUGCCACAAGUUACCGCCAUACAAUCUAAUGCUGGAAGGCGAUCGCAUAACAGUGCGCUGUGACCUCGAGGCGUUGAUCCAGGACUCCGCCGGCAGCUCCACCACCGCCAGGACACCCCAAGGCACCGCCCCGCCGCCCACCACCACCGCCUCCGGCCAGCGGGCGGAUGACCUUGAGGAGGAGAGGCAGCAGCAGAGGGAGAACAGCAGCGGCAGCGACGAGGAGCCAGAGGCGGAGGAGGAGGAGGAGGAGCAGGAGCAGGAGGAGCAGGACGACCUGCAGAACGCCCUGGACACGGACAGCAACGAGAGCUCCGAUUACCGCCACCAGCGACAGUCCCAGAUGCAAACGUUCCACAGCCGCCGGACAGCGGGCAAGCGCAGCGCUGUCCCGGCCACGCCCCCGCCCACGCUGGCGCCCACCUACCACUGCCGGGGGGAGGGGCUGGCCGGGCGCACGACACGCUGGAGCGCGCUGCCGGCGCCGUCGUGCCGCGGCAAGUGGCUCCGCCUGACCGUCGGACCGCCGAAGAAGUGCGGCCACGCCCAGUUCAUCUUUGUCUAAGGCGAUGCAUCCGGCGAUCUUUUUUUUUCCGUGUAGGUUACGGUGUACGGCCACCCCCCCAUCAUAUCAUAUCAUAUCGCCCACAACCCCGACCCCCGACCCCGCCCACUCAACCGAACGCCCCUUCACUUCCGGCCCGGACACAAGUACCCCAUUGUAUGUAAGCGUUUAAACAUUAAGCCAGUGGAUUAAGAAGAUCAUAGCAUAUGUGUGAGGUCAGUUUUUUUUUGUCUCGCUGGAGAGGCGAUCCGGAAGAUAUAGUUGCACUGCCAGUGGAAAGCAUAUGGAAUAUGGAGGAUUACCACACGUUGCACCAGGCAAAGUUGCAUGUCCAGUUGCAUGGUGGGAAAUGCCACAUGAAAAUUUAAAAACAUUUAAGACACCCUUAGUCGAGUUUCAUAUACUUCAGGAUUUUUUAAUCACUUUGAUUAAUUUAUAAAAUUCUGUAGAUGUAUCACAAUUCCCAAUAAUAAAUAUUCAAUGGAUUCGCAAAAAAACAAGCAUAGAUUUAGGUUGCCUAUGUCCGCCACGAAAUAUUUUCUUUACGAAAUCGACAAAUGGGUUCCGAAAUAUUUAAGUAACUUUAGGCAAUAUAAAUACUAUUUAACAACUUGUAUGCAGAUUUUGAUCACCCUUUUCCGACACAUUUAUAUAAAAGCAUUUCAAAAGUUUUUUAAGCAUCUCUGAAAAGAUAAUUCCCACUUCGUUUUAAAGCUAAUAGUGUCGCUGAAAUCGUAAAGAUUAUUGUGAUGUUCAAUUAAUCGAGUUGGCAUAAGGAAGAUCCGAAAAAAGCUUUUAAACUCAUUCAAAAAUAAUUAAAUGUUUUAAAUAAUAUUAUAAAAAUUAUAUGUUACACAAAACAUCAAAAUGUGAACGAAUGCAAAACUAGUAUGUGCAACUUUGUAGCGCAUUUAUCAACCAUAUGUCCAUAUUGAAAAAUAGGCCCUGCAACCCAAAACCACGGCUGUUGUGGACUUUCUUCGGAUAGCUUUUCUCUAAGUAGCUUAGGAAACCCCCUCGAGUAAACUCCAAAUAUGACGGGGGUCAAUGAGGACGCUCAUCUUGGAUCGGAUAAUACUAGAAACUAGAGACUAAGUCAUCAAAUACCGCAUAACAUCGUCAGCGAACACGGAGUCGGGCUGCGUAGUGAAAGAACCUAUAUAUAUGGAUGUGCAUGAGUGUAUCUGUCGAAUCGUUAGUUCCCCGACUUGCAUCAUACCCACACUCAAUGUCCAAGGCAAGUUGUGCGCCAUGAUUUCAGUUAUCCAACUGUCGGACAACCUUCUGGAGUCGGAACUAGCGUUUGGAUCUUAGCAUUAAUCUGGAUUUUAGGUACACACGAAUGUCGAAAGUAAUUAAUAAAAUUAUAAUUAAACAAAUAAUGAGAUCAUUCAAUAAAGAACGAGUAUAAUUUUAAAGUAA
This is a messenger RNA of Drosophila rhopaloa, 2705 nucleotides long. It is a transcript of the gene vex, whose product is annotated as cyclin-dependent kinase 11B. The record is from RefSeq and is a predicted model, not a curated record. The transcript is spliced from 6 exons. Bases 99 to 1283 code for a protein of 394 amino acids. NCBI's taxonomy places the organism in Eukaryota, Metazoa, Arthropoda, Insecta, Diptera, Drosophilidae.